Schizophyllum commune H4-8 is the source of this 3339-nucleotide messenger RNA. RefSeq lists its product as uncharacterized. NCBI's taxonomy places the organism in Eukaryota, Fungi, Basidiomycota, Agaricomycetes, Agaricales, Schizophyllaceae. The record is from RefSeq and is a predicted model, not a curated record. The transcript is spliced from 14 exons. The coding region runs from base 1 to 3339 and encodes 1112 amino acids.
AUGUCGCCAUCAUCCGUACCCGCGCACGAACCAAAACCCACUGUUCUCUGCCCGUGUAAGCGCUUCGAGGCAGAUCACUGGCGCACGUCCUUAUGCAUGUUUGGCCCUGACGCAGACGCGAAGAGCGCGCGCAAGCGCGCCAAGUACUUGCUCGCUCUGCGCACUGGGAACGAUACCGUCGAUGACUCCAUGAGUGGACUUACAAACGAUCAACUCCGUGUCCGAUAUCGUGCGCGACAGGUCUCUCUGCAGACCGAGCUUGAAAGCAUCCGUGCGAAGCUCGAAGACUUGCGCGUCGACAGCGGCAAGGAGAUUUGCCGCCUGGAGGCUGAGCUGGUCGUGGCGAACGCUAGCGCUACCAGACUCAUGGAUCUAGCUGAGAAACUUCGCGCUCAUCAGCAAGCCCUUGAGGUGACGCGCCUUCGACUCGAGGAUGCCCUCGGUGCCGCUGAGAAAGAGCGAGAGGGGCUCGCUCGCUCGCACCAGGACACGGUGGAUGAGCUGCUCCUCCAACUCGAUAGCGCUCGCAAGACCGCCAAGGGAGAUCUCCAGGCGCUUGCUCGCGAGCAUCAGGCAGCCGUUGAUGAGCUCCGCCUUGAGCUCGCGACCGUCAACAGCGAGCGUCAGGACCUCAUUAGCGAGCACCAGAGGACUGUCGAAGGAAUGCGUAUCGCACUCGAGGCCGCACGCGGAACUGCCAGCAGUGACCGCCAGACCCUUGUUCGCGAGCAUCAGAGAGCCGUCAAAGAGAUGCGCUCGGAGCUUGAGAAGGCCAAGAGGGAGCGAGAGGAGCUCAUCCGCAAGCACCAAAAGAUCGUCGAAGGGUUGCGUAAUGACCUCGAGAUCGCACACGAGACCGCCAGCGGAGACCGCCAGGAGCUUGCUCGCGAGCAUCAGGCAGCCGUUGAUGAGCUCCGCCUUGAGCUCGCGACCGUCAACAGCGAGCGUCAGGACCUCAUUAGCGAGCACCAGAGGACUGUCGAAGGAAUGCGUAUCGCACUCGAGGCCGCACGCGGAACUGCCAGCAGUGACCGCCAGACCCUUGUUCGCGAGCAUCAGAGAGCCGUCAAAGAGAUGCGCUCGGAGCUUGAGGAGGCCAAGAGGGAGCGAGAGGAGCUCAUCCGCAAGCACCAAAAGAUCGUCGAAGGGUUGCGCAAUGACCUCGAGACCGCGAGGGAGAGCGCCGCAAAAGAGUAUCAGGCCCGUCUGAUACUUCUUGACCAACUCGACGCUAUGAAACCGCCGCAAAACGAGUUUGAGUUAUACGACAAGCGAUGGAAGCGUAUCAAGGCAGCCACAGUUCCCAUUGGCGCACUGUCUCUUGAUGUCUUCCCUUGGCCCGUCCACGACUUUGCAGGAGAGGCUAGUCUUACGGAGGACGCCAUCCAUUCCUUUCUUCUCGAUCCGAAGCGCCCCGGUGUCCACGAUAAGAAGCCGGUCAGCAUCCUGAAGAGCGAGCAACUGAAGUGGCACCCGGACAAGAGCGCGAUCUCCCUAAACGUCUUGCAAUCGGAAGUUCGAGAAGAGGGACGCAGGCUAGCUGUUAUUGUAUCGGAUCAGCGUCGCAAUCAGCAUAGGAAUGCGUUAGUAGUGAGCUGCCUGUGCCCUGCCGGGGCCUCUGAUGGCGUGGCGUGUCUCGGGCGUGCGUGCACGUCGAAAGGCCUGAACGUCGAGAUUCGAACUGACGGCGACGCGGCGGACACAGCCAGCCUACCAUACAUAGUAAUCGCCUUGAUGGUGCCGAGGGCGCGGCACGCCACUUGCGGACGGCAGAUGCCGUCGGUCGGCCUCCUCGACCCUUCCCCCAUGAUGUCCCAGCUCCCUGGCUCAGAGCACAGCGCAUGCAGCGCCGCUCGCAUCUCCGGCGUCUGGGGCUUCCGUGGGGCGUGGACGAUCGACGGCAGGCGCGAUGAGGCGAGGGUCGCAGGCUCUGACAGGUCGGCGCCUCCCUCCCGGCUUCUGCAAUGUUUGGCUCCUUCUCGCUCGCUCCCGGGCUCGGUCGACGCGUCGGACAUCUCCCAGAAGCCUCGGCGUCAUGCUGGGGAUGCGCCGCGUCCGUGCUGGCGUGGUCUCGCGAGCGUCAGUCACGGCUGGCCUACCGCCCUUGAGAAGAUCCGUCUCUCCCGCUGGCGCCAGGACCGGGUUGCCGCUCUUCCGUGUGAUCAGCUCCCAUGCGUAGGACGACCGACCGCAUCGAUGGCGGCCCGUCGUGCAAAUGAACCAACGUCCCACUCGAUCACCAUGGUCAGCAGAGACCGCCAGCGGGUUCUCAAGAGUGCUCGGCCUCGGAGCGACCUCCAGCUUGCGUUGAAUAUUCGUCUGCUAUUCGACCGUUUGCUGCUCAGACCCGCCGGUGCUUCGACGAUCACCUUACCCAACGGGAGCGAUCUCUGCAACCCGAAGAUCAACACGACGUCGAUCCUCGACUUUGUCAACGACGAGUCGGCUGCUGCGAAGCUGGUGGCCGAGAGCUCCUCCUCCCACGAUGCUGCUGGUGGUCGUGAAAAUGGCGGACGACAUCAGGCGGAGAGUACGCUACCGUUACGCGAGACGGCGAUAGGCGGGUGGGGCGAGGAGGCGUACGAUCCGACGCUCACUGCAAUGCAUCUGGCCGGAGGUCCUGGUGAACCGCCAGCCGUUGGCGGCGAGCGCCUCCCCCACGCCGCACUUCUAUUCGCUGCUGCGGCCGAUAUGGAGGUGCUGCUCGCACCUGCGCGCCUCAUUGGCCGGGAUAACCAUAACCUGCUUGUCCACCUCCACCUCCCUGUACUGCUGCUGCUCACGCGCCUGCUAUCGCGUCCUGCGAAUCUUCAGCACCCGCUCACGACAGACUGGCGGCGUCUCGAGGAGCUCUUCCGGCUGGACUCGACAGCGUCGGUCCUCAUCGGACCUGUGCGUCCCCGGACGCUCGAUAUCGUCGCGCCUCUGAUCACCGACCUCCUGCGCGACCGCGUGAAGGCAUCGCGCAAAUGCUUCAAGCUCGGAUCCUCGGACCUUGUCUUCGCGCACACCGUGAUCCGCAUCGCGGGCGAGCUUCGAGAAACUGGUCUGCGCACGGGCGAUGCGGAUAUUCUCUGGUACCAACCUCACGAAGCACAUACGCACUUGUGUCUGGGCUGUGCCUCGCGAGCAUGGGUACCGCUCGAUAAUAUUGGCCAAUUUUUGUUACGAAUGCGUGGCGCUUGGUUAUUCUCACUGCCAACUGCGGCAGUGAAAUUCCCUGGCCCGCCUUUUGCGGACCCAUACACCUCCGAGGCACUCUUCUCCUGCAUCGACUACCUUGGUGCCGCGGUGGCUAUGCCCGUAUGGUGUGCAGUAUUCUGCAGCCUUGGCGUCUAG